AUGUCAAAACAGCUAUCUCAAAAUUAUACCAAACUUGGAAGUCCUGCUGAAAAACAGGUAUUUGCCAAAGCUAUUUCUGGAGAUGUAGUUAAGAAGCAUAAGGUCCUGUCCAAACAACAUGUUCUACCUGAAAAAAGAGAGCGUAAAGUGCAAUUGGAAUCAAAAUUAUUAAAUAUACAGAAGAAAAACAGAUCUAAUAAAAUUUCAGAAGAUGUGAAAAUGAAUAUCAUCAAUUUCUUGGAACAAGAUUGCAACAGUCGUAUGUGUGCUGGGAAAAAAGAAACUGUAACAAAGAAAAAAGUAAAGAAACAGAAAAGCACUGAACAUUUUUUGGAAGCAGUUUGCUGUGACAAAUACAAUGAAGAGUGUACAAGUCGCAAAUGUAAGAAUUGUGAUGAUCGAAAAAUAGUUUACGGAGAAUUCGACAAUAAUAUCAAAAUCAAUGUUAUGAAGUGGGAAAAUGUAUGUGAACAGGUCUUUUUAAAACGAACAGGGAAAUACAAAAGCGUCAAGAAAAUAUCGAAAGUUAAUCACACCUUGAGUCCCUACGAUGUCGUCAAACAAUUCGAAAAUGUUGUCCCUAUCAUCUUAAACCAUCAUACAAAUAUUGUUCAUCAGUAUGCUGCCAUAAAGAAACUUUAA
This is a messenger RNA of Parnassius apollo (apollo), 642 nucleotides long. NCBI's taxonomy places the organism in Eukaryota, Metazoa, Arthropoda, Insecta, Lepidoptera, Papilionidae. The record is from the annotation of a GenBank genome assembly.